AAGAUGUCAAUUCGCUUUCGGAAACGGCAAACUAAUAUAUAACUUAUGCUUGUUGGGCCCGCCACGUUGUCCUACGUCAGCCUUCUUUCUUUCAAGAUAAAAUUUUUGGUAGAACUCCCUCAGACAGCCUGAUGCAUCUUCGCGACAGUGGAGAACUACAACGACAAGAGAAAACGUUUCAGUGAAAAAGUCUUUCAGAAAUCUGUUCUUCUCCGAAGAUUACAACAGGUGAGCGAAAAAUCUCUUGAAUAAUCAAACCCACAAUGUGGAACUGUGCUUACCAAUAAGAUUUCUAGCAGAUGAUUUAUGUUGUUGAGGUUUUGAAGCACUGAAUCUGUGGCGAAGAUCAUGUUGAAUGUGUCAUGGCUUACCUUUUGCAUGAUGCUUUUCUAAAUUAAAUUUUAUUUUUUGAAAUCGUAUUGCCCAGGUUGUAAGCAAAGCCUCUUUUAUCAUGUGGGUUUGUGUUAGUCGUCACUGAUUUUUGAGAACCUCUCAGCCCAGUUGCCAGCUUUCAAAAUUUCUACCCUAAUUCUCAUGAAUAAGGAUUCUCAGAAGGGUUUGGAUGGAUUAAUUAAUUUUUGUAUAAUAGGCGAUGGAGGAAAAAUCAAUAGGCUUAGGUAUAGGACCAGAUGUGCCUGUUUAUAAUAAAGCCCCAUUUAAAGAGGGCAUCUAUUCCAUACCCAUGGCUGGGGAUCCGGCCUUUCCUCCUCAAGAUAUGGGUUCUUCCAUGGGUAACAGCUCUAGGUUUAACGAAAGCCAAAGGUAUCGCCCUGUGGAUCUUAGUGUUAGGACUGGGGAAGAGUUUGCCAUGGCGUUUUCUCCCUUGAGUGGUGGUGGCUGGACUGAGAAUAAUCCUGGUGGGUAUUGGAUGUUUGGUGGGAGGAAAAGCCAGAUUCCUGAGGGUGAGGGGACUCAUGGUUAUGCUUAUGAGGGGGGAAUGAUGGGCAUGGGUGGGCAAAUGAUAUCGGGGAAUAAUAUAUCUGAUGUGGCAGAGAGAGGCAAUUUUACUGCAGAGUAUGGGGGAGAUUAUCAUGGGGUAAAUAAUGAGAACCCCAGGGCAGCACAGGGUUUUGGUUUGGGGGUUGAUGACGAAUUCCCGUUUGAUGAUGGCUCUGUACCCCAAUCAGAAUUUCUUCAUCGUUCAGCCUCAGCCGCAACAGAUGAUGCCGGUGGGUCUCAGAAGGUGAAGUUCAUGUGUAGUUUUGGGGGCAAAAUUUUGCCCAGGCCAAGCGAUGGUGCUUUAAGAUAUGUAGGUGGUGAGACUCGAAUUGUCACUGUCGGUAGGGGUAUUGGAUAUUCAGAGCUCAUGCAGAAGAUGGUGGAGGUGUGUGGUCUGGUUGUGUUACUUAAGUAUCAAUUGCCCAAUGAGGAUCUUGAUGCUCUGGUUUCUGUUUCUUGUGAUGAGGAUAUCGAGAAUAUGAUGGAUGAGUAUGAGAGGCUUCUAGAAGGUUCAGGCGAAGGAUCACCCAGGCUCAGACUGUUUCUUUUCACUGCAUCUGAUUCUGAUCUAGCCCAUCUUGCUUCAAUGAACGAUCACAAAUUAUCCAAGCAGCGUUAUGUAGAUGCUGUCAAUGGGAUAACAGAGAUAGGCUUCAGGAAAAAUGAGGACAGUUUGGCAAGUGCAUCUUCACAAAAUUUGGAGAAUUUGAUUGGUCUGGAUUCUGGGAAUAAUUUGAACUCGAUGUUGCCAGAUCAGGGAGUUGCGUCAGGUCCAUUGCCCAUCAAAAUAAUGCCCCAGGAUGUUGUGAAUUCAGGUCCUCUACCAACUAGCUCACCAGUUUCUUCUAAGCAAGGUACUUCUAAAGUCCCUAUCCUAACGCCAUCAACUUCAUCUUCAUCUGUGUUGUCCUCGGUGCCCACUCAUCCCAACCAGUCUGGAUUAGGAGAUAGUUCUGGACUUUUUAUCCCAGAACAACAAGGAAAUGUUGCUGGUCAUUCAUACUCUGUAUUCCAACAACUAGACAGAGGGGCUGGUUAUCAUGAUACAGAUUACAGGAGACCUGUGCCAUCUGUUACCACCUUUCAGAGUGAUCCUCAGAUUAAAGCCGCUGGGUCUAGGAGAGAGUGGCAGCAAGAGAACUUUGAUGUUUCCCAGUCCAUGUUGGAUACUAGAUCAGAUACACUGCUGCCUCCUCUGGAUCCACACCCUACUGUUGCACAGCAUCCAACACCAUCUACAUAUUGGCAACAUCAUGUAGAUUCAUAUCCACAAAAUUUCAGAUACAUUCAACAGGCCAAUGUUGAGGGUGGACCUGCUCGGCAGCUAUUUCAGCAGCAUUCUCUUCAGGAGGCUCACCAGAACAACCCUUGGCAAGUAAUGCAUGAUGGGAGAGUAUACAUGAAUGCUGCACAAGAACAGCAACAGCAGCAGAGUGAUUUGUUUGGAGGUUCUUAUUCUGACAAACCUGCUUCUGCUCAUAUCCAAGCUCAUAUGGCUUCUACUACAGGCAGCCUGCAGCCAAUUUCUGGUUCUCAAUCAUCACACCUUAUUGGACAUCAAAAUUCAUUAGGACAACAGCAUUUACAGAUGCACCGCCCUCCAAAUGUUAAGCUUAUGGAACAACCGUCAUAUGGACCAAGGUUGCAUUAUUAUGACCAUAACAGCAGAGCUGUUCAUCCCAUGUCGCUUCCUUCUCAGUAUCAAAGGCAAGGAUAUGAGCAAUUUGCUCGACAGCAGGAUCUGUGCCAGGAUCAUCUGUUCCAUUCUGAAGAAAACAUUAUGCCACAGCAUAUAGUGCCUACUGUGCACUCUGAUGGUGCUUUACAGAAUCUAGUUACCAAGCCAGUUCAUGCCAUGUACGAAGGGAUAUCUCAGGGUCAUCACACCAAUGGGUCAGUAAGGCAACCACCUUCAAAUGUUAGAGAAAAUUUCGUGCAAGAAAGUGUCAUUUCUGCUGGAGAUCAUCAAGAUAUGACUGACAGAAGGCGCCUUCAGCCGAUGAUUUCUCGACAACAAGGUUAUACAAUUCCUCAUGGUGGAAUGGAGUAUGUGGUGAAACAGUCAUCUUCUCCAUAUAUUCACGAGAGACAAGAUGAAGGUAAUUAUGUUCUACAGCACAGAAUGCAAGAACCAGACUUUGAUGCUGCUUCAUCAGGGAGAAUGGCAAAAUCUGAAGCCAAACAAGACGAGAAUGGCACUGAUUUAUCAGGAAGGCAUCUCACAGAACCCGGCACAACUUCCAGUGGAAUUUUUCUUCCAGAGGACCCAUAUGGUUUGUCCCGUUCAGGUUUGGGUGAUUCUCGUCACACUUAUCAACAAAGUGAUAAUUUUGGAUCUUUUGAACCAACUUCAUAUCAGUUCAAACAGGCUCCUACUGCGGGGGAUAUGAAAGCUGUGGGCAUUCUUCCAGACCCGGUGCAAGCAACAAGGAGAACUGCAAUAAUGAAUGAAGUUGCAGUACCAAGUUCUGGAAUCAAUAUUCAGGAAGUAAGAGUAGUAAAUCCUUUGCAAGAGUCCAUGCUGGUUGAUCAGUUGCCAAGUACCAGUUCUUUGUUACCUGGUGUUGAUCAAUCAAUCGAGCAGAGACUUAGAGAUGUUAAUUUGAGUUCUUACUUGCCUAAUACUGAAGGUGAACCCUCUAUCUCUUCUGAGACGACUUCAAUGUGGUGGAAUGGGAACGGAGGUGAUGAUUGUGUUAAAGUGGAUAUGUUGCAUAAUGUCCAUAAACAAUCAGUGGAGCUAGGGGAAGUCAAGCUGCAGGAUGGUUCACCUUUGGUAAGUAAAAGUGAAAUAAGUGAGCCUGGUGAUAUUUCUGUCUCUGCUGUGCAUAAUGAAAGUUCCAGUAAUUUAAUUUGUAUGGCUGAACAGCCUCAGGAGCAAUUACUUGGUGAGAUGGCAACUGCUGAUGCUAGUGGGCAUCUGUCUUUCACGCUUCCAGAUGACAUUUCAAAUGCUAGGUCUUCCAAUAAAAACAAAGAAUUUUUUUCUAACUCUGAGCCCAUAACAUUGCCAGAGAGUUCACAAUAUGGAAUACAAGUUCCAGCAAAGGAGAUAGUUGAUGAUGAUAGUGGACAUGCAGUAAGGGAUAUCCAUUCAAAUAGAAGCUCCUUUGAUCGAGUCAAGGAUGGAGAUGUGACAUCACCAGUUGGGAAAAGUGAAUAUGAUUCAACGAUGGACCUCCUGAAAGAUGUUUCUGCUUCAUAUGUGGGAACUGGCAAGGUAACGGAACCCUCUUCUUGCACAAAGACCAUUUCUUCUAGCAAUUUGUCUCCUAUAAGCAACAAUUCUGUUUCAACUAGCUUUCUGGUACAAGACAAGGUAACCUAUCGGGAAGAGGUCUCUGUUAAGGAUGGAUUUGGUUUAGGUCUGUCUUCACAAGCCUUGCCUUUGUCAGAUAUCAAAGUAGAAGCUAUUGCAGAUAAACAUGGAGAAGGAGAGGGGCAGAAUGCUUUCAAGGAUCUACCCGAUCUACCCGCUGCAUCCGUUCAGCUGCCACUUUGUAAUGCUCCAACCCUGUCAAUGCAUGAAUGGGAUCAAGCCACUGAAGGUGGAAAUGUACAGGGAAAUACUUCUCAGAGAGACCCGUUAAAAGGGGCAGAAGAUGAAAUGGUCACCAUCUCAGAUUCAAUAACAGAGGAUCAUAUAGCUAUAGAAUCAGGCAUGGAUGAACCAGAUAUAGUUAUCAAAGAAGCUAUUAAUCUUGGCUUGCAGACAAUAAAAUAUGCCGACCUUGAAGAAUUGCGGGAGCUUGGUUCUGGCACUUUUGGAACAGUAUAUCAUGGCAAAUGGAGGGGAACAGAUGUGGCAAUCAAACGGAUAAAGAAUAGCUGCUUCAUGGGAAAACCAUCUGAGCAAGAGCGUUUGAGGGCUGAUUUCUGGAGGGAAGCUCACAUGCUUGCACAAUUGCAUCAUCCAAAUGUUGUUGCUUUCUAUGGUGUUGUACCAGAUGGACCGGGGGGAACAUUGGCAACAGUUACAGAGUACAUGGUGAAUGGCUCACUCAAACAGGUCUUGCAAAGGAAGGAUAGGUACAGGGGAAUUGAUCUGCGAAAGCGACUAAUAAUUUCCAUGGAUGCUGCGUUUGGAAUGGAAUAUUUACAUGGCAAGAAUAUUGUGCACUUUGACCUGAAAUGCGAGAACCUGUUGGUAAACAUGAGAGAUCCUCAACGUCCUAUAUGCAAGGUUGGUGAUUUAGGGCUUUCGAAAAUCAAACAUCAGACCUUAGUUUCUGGUGGUGUACGGGGAACCCUUCCAUGGAUGGCUCCUGAGUUAUUGAAUGGCAGCAGCAAUAUGGUUUCUGAAAAGGUGGAUGUAUUUUCAUUUGGAAUAGUAAUGUGGGAGCUGCUUACUGGAGAGGAGCCUUAUGCUAAUAUGCAUUAUGGAGCAAUCAUUGGAGGUAUAGUCAACAAUACACUGCGUCCACCUAUUCCAGGUUCAUGUGAUCCUGCAUGGAGGUCACUUAUGGAGCGUUGUUGGUCAGCUGACCCUUCUGCAAGACCUAAUUUUACAGAGAUAACUAGUGGAUUGAGGUCAAUGGCAACCUCCCUUCGUUCCAAAGGACAGGGUCAUCAAGCUCACGUUCCAGUACAUCCACAAAAUUAGGCUUAUAAAGUGUCUCAGCAUAUCUAAAUUUGAAGGUUUUGUCACUGGGCAUGUUCUUCAUGCUUUUUUCAAUGGUUUUAUGUUGACUGUAAAUGUUGUUCUGAUCAGGAUGUGAUUCAACAUCCCAACACAGUUGCCAUUCCUUAUACUGUAGAGAGAGCAUGGCAUUACUUGCUAGAGUAUAAGUGCAUGGAAGAACCUGCACUGAUAAGCCCUCCUUUUAACAGAUUGAUUUUAGUGUGACAUGUUACCUCUGUUUUGAAAUGUCACUGGUUUAGGAUACCAAGAGAACUUUAUAUUACAAUAAUUUGGGUGAAUAUUUGCAGUGGUAUGGUAGCCGUAUCUAAUAGUUGCAUGUUUAUGUUGCCAUUCUCAUGAAUUCGAGCAUGUCCAAGAGUUAGCUUUUCAUGGAGCAUGAUUGUGUGAUGUGGACCAAAGUUCAGACAGGACUGCAAAUGAAGAAAAAAGAAAUUGCAUUUUGAGUUUGAAGAAUAGACAGAUUUUUUAUGUAUUCAAUUCCUUGUAUCUUGGCCUUGAUGCCUGCUGUUGGGCAGAGAAAUGAUGAGAUACAAAGAACUCGGGUUGCUUUUAAAGUUGAAAAAGCGUCAACAUUUGUGAACUGGCAUGCUAAUAAGAUAUAGAUUAUAUUUUUAAAUUA
This is a messenger RNA of Cryptomeria japonica (Japanese cedar), 6200 nucleotides long. RefSeq lists its product as uncharacterized. Gene Ontology annotation, molecular function: ATP binding; protein kinase activity; protein binding. Gene Ontology annotation, cellular component: cytoplasm. Bases 593 to 5542 code for a protein of 1649 amino acids. The transcript is spliced from 9 exons. Gene Ontology annotation, biological process: protein phosphorylation; signal transduction. Lineage: Eukaryota; Viridiplantae; Streptophyta; Pinopsida; Cupressales; Cupressaceae. The record is from RefSeq and is a predicted model, not a curated record.